Molecule: messenger RNA, 1659 nt
Organism: Metschnikowia bicuspidata var. bicuspidata NRRL YB-4993
Lineage: Eukaryota; Fungi; Ascomycota; Pichiomycetes; Serinales; Metschnikowiaceae
Gene: LYS22
Product: Lys22p
Exons: 1
Coding region: 55-1311 (418 amino acids)
Cellular component (GO): mitochondrion
Molecular function (GO): homocitrate synthase activity
Source: RefSeq, a predicted model, not a curated record
UAGCGCUGAACUUUCGACUUUUAUUCCUUAUUUACAACAAUCAAUUGAAACAAAAUGGCAGCUAACCCAUACGGUCCUAAUCCCCACGAUUUCUUGUCGAACGUCAACAAGUUCGAGGUUAUUGAAUCUACCUUGAGAGAAGGUGAGCAAUUCGCCAAUGCCUUUUUCACCACCGAAAAGAAGAUUGAAAUCGCCAAGGCCUUAGAUGACUUUGGCGUUGACUACAUUGAGUUGACAUCCCCAGUCGCUUCCGAGCAAUCGAGAAAGGAUUGUGAAGCUAUUUGCAAGUUGGGCUUGAAAGCCAAGAUUUUGACUCACAUUCGUUGUCACAUGGAUGACGCCAGAGUUGCUGUUGAGACCGGUGUCGACGGUGUCGAUGUUGUAAUCGGUACCUCUCAAUUCUUGAGACAGUACUCUCACGGCAAGGACAUGAACUACAUUGCUCAAUCUGCCAUUGAAGUCAUUGAAUUCGUUAAGUCCAAGGGUAUUGAAAUCCGUUUCUCCUCCGAGGACUCGUUUAGAUCAGACAUUGUUGACUUGCUCAACAUUUACAAGACUGUCAGCAAGAUCGGUGUGAACAGAGUUGGUAUCGCCGACACUGUUGGAUGUGCCAACCCAAGACAAGUGUACGAGUUAGUCAAGACUUUGAAGUCCGUUGUUUCUUGCGACAUUGAGUGUCACUUCCACAAUGACACUGGUUGUGCCAUUGCUAACGCCUACACUGCCUUGGAGGCUGGUGCCAAGUUGAUUGACACCUCUGUCUUGGGUAUUGGUGAGAGAAACGGAAUUACCCCAUUGGGCGCUUUGAUGGCUAGAAUGAUUACCGCUGACAGAGAGUAUGUCUUGGGUAAAUACAAGUUGCACAAGUUGAGAGACUUGGAGAACUUGGUUGCUGAUGCCGUUCAAGUCAACAUUCCUUUCAACAACCCUAUCACUGGUUUCUGUGCCUUCACCCACAAGGCCGGUAUCCACGCCAAAGCUAUUCUUGCCAAUCCGUCGACCUACGAGAUUUUGAACCCAUCUGAUUUCGGCUUGACUAGAUACAUUCACUUCGCCAACAGGUUAACGGGUUGGAAUGCAAUCAAGAGUAGAGUUGAUCAGUUGAACAUCCAUUUGACGGACGACCAGUGUAAGGAAGUCACUAACAAAAUCAAAUUGUUGGGUGACGUCAGACAAUUGAACAUUGAUGAUGUUGACUCUAUCAUCAAGGACUUCCACAAUGAGCUCUCUACUCCUGUUUUGGCCCCAACCAACGGCGAGCCAGUGCCAAGUCUCGGCGAGCCAGCAGCCAAAAAACAGAAAUCCGAGUAAAAUAUUUGAACGUUGGCUCAUUUUUUUAACCAAGAUUUCCCUAGUGCUGUUUCAUUAUCACGAAAGUCAUGCGGAGUUUAAAGCCCCUCAACCAAAAAACAUAAAAAGUUUUUAACAUUUGCAUCUCCUUGCUAUUUUGACCAUAGUGUCUAACCCUGGGAUUUUUCCUUUACUUCACCACAAAGGUCUGGACCAAAAUCCGUUCCUUCAUUAUUUAUCCUCAAUACAGAGCCUUACGUAAUUCCAAUGUAGCUAUCACGUUCUUCGAAAUUAAUGAGGACUCAACAUGGACAACAACCCUUUAUGCCUACUCAAGAUAUGACAGCUGAGGUUAGGAGGCUUGCGUUG